Molecule: messenger RNA, 1320 nt
Organism: Phalacrocorax carbo (great cormorant)
Lineage: Eukaryota; Metazoa; Chordata; Aves; Suliformes; Phalacrocoracidae
Source: RefSeq, a predicted model, not a curated record
AUGGGCGCCGCCGUCUGCUUCGGCUGCGCCGCGAUCGCCUUCGGGCCGGCGCUCGCGCUCGUCGUGCUGCGCGUGGCGGCGGAGCCGCUGCGGGUCAUCGUGCUGGUGGCGGGGGCAUUUUUCUGGCUGGUAUCGCUGCUCUUGGCAUCUCUGAUCUGGUUCGUUUCGGUCCAGCUCAGCGACCGGGAGGACGCCAAGCUGCAGUACAGCCUCCUCAUCUUCGGGGCCGCCGUCUCCGUCCUGCUGCAGGAGGCUUUCAGAUUCGCCUACUUCAAGCUGUUGAAGAAGGCAGAUGAAGGCCUGGCGAUGAUCAGCGAGGAUGGCCGGUCCCCCGUCUCCCUCAGGCAGAUGGCUUACGUCUCAGGCCUGUCCUUCGGCAUCAUCAGCGGCGCGUUUUCCUUCAUUAACGUCCUGGCAGACUCCAUCGGGCCGGGCACCGUUGGAAUCCACGGGGACUCGCCGUACUACUUCAUCACGUCCGCCUUCCUCACCAUGGCCCUUGUCUUGCUCCACACCUUCUGGGGAGUGAUAUUCUUCGACGCCUGCGAAAAACGCCGCUACGGGAGCCUGGGGCUGGUGGUUGCCAGUCACCUCCUCGCCUCGGGGCUGACGUUCCUGAACCCCUGGUACGAGGCCAGCCUGGUGCCCAUCUUCAUCCUCACCCUCUGCACGGGCCUCUGGUCCUUUGUCACCGCUGGGGGCUCCUUCCGCAACAUCCUCAAGUGCCUCUCCUGUGAGCAGGAGGGUGACCGCAGAGUGACGACGUACUCGGCGCUGCAGGUGCCUUUUGAGGACUGAGCGGCAGCCGCAGCCCUGCCGCUGCCCGCGCCACCCCCAAGUGCCCUCUUCUCGGCAGCCGGAAGGUCAGGACGCUGCCCCCGCCUCUGCGGCUUGCUCCUCCGGUGCCGCCACCCGGCCGAGCCCUGGGCCCUCUCCGUGGCGCAGAGGCGGCUCCGUGCCCUCUUACGCUCCAGAGGGGGUUUUUGGGGUCCACCUGGUGCUUGUGGGUGCCCUGUUUAGCUUCAUCAGGGACUCGGGUUGGACUUUUUUCCUUAGAGGGUAUGGCUGGAGGGGGAAGGUGGGAGGGGGGGCCGGGUGCCCUGUGGUGUGGGCAGGCCCCCCCCUUCCCUCGCAUUUCCCCCCUGGAGGGGCCCAACCUGCUGCCAUUCCCCGCUCGGCCUCAGUGGAAGUGGGGUGACCCAGGAUGGGGGGUGCUCUGCCCCGCUCACCCCCUUUCUGCUCCCCACUGGGUCUUGUCUGGGGGCACCCCUUACCCUGCUGUGCCACUGGGGACGGGGUAAAUUAUGUUUUUGAUUCCGA